AUCGUGUCAUAUAAAUGCAUGCAUCGUUGAGCACAUAAAAGGGUGCAGGACUGCUGGGAUGGUUAUUUGAGACUGAACUUUUUACGAGAUAUAUAUACUUGCGCGCUCCCGUGCCAAAGCUCCCUGCGAUCAGGACCAUGGAGAGCUCCAGUCUGUGGACGCGGAUGGCUGUGUGCGCCGUGCUGCUUUGCUUGGUUACAAGUGCAAGAGCGAACGACCCAGACCCAGAUGUGGAGGUUGAAAUGGACACACGAGCCAUCAGAGACUUCUACCCAAAAGACCCAAACCUAACAAAUGAAAAACAGCUUCUCGGGGCUUUGCAAGAAGUUCUGGAAAAGCUGCAGACGAAACGAAUUCCACCUUGGGAGAAGAAAUUUGGUCAAGUUCCCAUGUGUGAUUUGGGGGAACAGUGCGCUAUCAGAAAAGGCUCUCGGAUUGGCAAGAUGUGCGACUGUCCGCGCGGAGCGUUCUGCAACUUUUUCUUGUUAAAGUGUUUGUGAGGGUUACCACAUUGCGGAAUGGAUUGGGAUGGGGAUAAGGGGUUGCAUAUGCAUUAUAUAACAUAAAUUAUUGCAUUUUUAUUUAUAUUCCUAUUUUUUUAAGUGCGGCAACACUGAACGUUGUACUGUAAAUUUCUGUGUUGUAUGUGAUAGGCUAAACGUGUAAUUGUCACAUUUAAUUUUAAUCUACUGUUUAUGCAUUAAAGUGCAAUAUAAAUUGUUUUGUAAAGUCGUCUGUGUAUCAAUUACUUUUAUAUUUUAUAUUUUAUUAAACUAAAAUGAUGCUUUAUUAUAUAUUUUUUCGGUCAAAAGUUUACCGAUAAUAGUAUUAAACGUGGCAAAAUUAGCAUGAAAACAGCUCUGAAAAUGAAGCUCUAUGUAUAAGUGACAGGUAUCUUCUGAUUCUGCAUCUUGUUAAAUUAAUAAUUUUUAUAUAUUUUAGUAGUUGAAAUACUGCACUGCUGACUAAUAAUGAAUCCAGAGGAAAACAUCAGUAGGAUAACCACACAUUAAUGUUGUUUAAAAAAU
Paramisgurnus dabryanus is the source of this 1028-nucleotide messenger RNA. RefSeq names its product cocaine- and amphetamine-regulated transcript 2 (gene cart2). NCBI's taxonomy places the organism in Eukaryota, Metazoa, Chordata, Actinopteri, Cypriniformes, Cobitidae. The record is from RefSeq and is a predicted model, not a curated record. Gene Ontology annotation, biological process: positive regulation of MAPK cascade; adult feeding behavior; negative regulation of appetite. Gene Ontology annotation, molecular function: neuropeptide hormone activity.